AUUGUGUAAUAAGCUGCUUGCAUGUUGAUCUGAUUUUGCCAUUUUUUGUUUUAUAUUGAUGUGAAUGAAUGUGAUUUUUAUGGAAAGUACUUGGAAAAUACUUGGCCUUGUGAGAUAAUUAUUUAUCGUUGGAUUCUCGAAGUCGAAGGAGUGAGGCACAGAUAAUUAGGCAGACUUUACUUUAUAUAAACACGCCGUUCAUUUUUGGAUGAUUGAUUCCAUAACUUAAAUCAACGAUCUGCGCCAAAACAAGAAUCCCCUCUACCCCUCAAUUGAAAGUUAAAAGAUAAACAAACAUCACAUCACAUCACAUCCUCCUACAUAAUGACCACUCCUCGAGUCUUCGUGAUCCGCCAUGGUGAAACCGAAUGGUCUCUCAAUGGUCGACAUACUGGCAUCACAGAACUUCCUUUAACUGCCAAUGGAGAAAAGAGAAUUCGCGCAACGGGAAGAGCAUUAAUUGGUGAUGAUCGAUUAAUUGUUCCUAGAAACUUGGCUCAUAUCUAUGUCUCCCCACGAAAACGUGCCCAAAGAACCCUCGAACUCCUCGAAGUAGGAUGUGCCGAGAAACUUCCAUGGGAAGAACGAAGAAAACAUGCUGAAUCUGGAAUCCGCACGUCGGCAAAAGUAGAAAUCACCGAAAACAUCCGGGAAUGGGAUUACGGUUCUUACGAAGGAAUCACCUCUGUACAAAUCCGCUCUGAUCGCAAAGCCGCCGGACUUCCCGAGUGGGAUAUUUGGCGCGAUGGUUGUCCGGAUGGCGAAUCCCCCGAACAAGUCACCGAACGUAUCGACGCUCUCAUCUCGGACAUUCGAUCCAAAUACCACGGUCCCGUAAUUGGGAAAGACAAAAAGGAAGCGGGACCGGGAGAUGUGUUGAUUGUAGCGCAUGGACAUAUCUUGAGAGCGUUUGCGAUGCGAUGGGUUGGAAAGACGUUACAGGAUGGACCGACUUUUUUGCUCGAGGCGGGAGGAGUAGGAACGUUGAGUUAUGAACAUAAGAGUUUGGAGGAACCGGCUAUUUUGUUGGGCGGUGCGUUUAUGGUGGAUGUGGUUGAGAAUUCGGUGGAGGAUGAGAAGGAAAAGGAGGGGAAAUAAAUGAGUGGUUUUACGAGGUGAGGAUGGGUUUUUGUUGAUCUUUAGAGAAGCAAUUAGAGAGAUUUUAGAGAUGUUUAGAUAGUUUCAAUGAUUAAACAACAUUCAAUGUACC
Molecule: messenger RNA, 1210 nt
Organism: Botrytis deweyae
Lineage: Eukaryota; Fungi; Ascomycota; Leotiomycetes; Helotiales; Sclerotiniaceae
Exons: 4
Coding region: 325-1098 (257 amino acids)
Biological process (GO): ribose phosphate biosynthetic process
Molecular function (GO): sedoheptulose-bisphosphatase activity
Source: RefSeq, a predicted model, not a curated record